AUGGAGCAGGCGGGGGGCUCCCCGUGGGCCCUGGGGCUGCUGAAGGCCUUCGACUCGGGCGAGCUGGCCAGCUGGGAGAAGAUCGGCUCCGGCGGCUUCGGGCAGGUGUACAAGGUGCGCCACGUCCACUGGAAGACGUGGCUCGCCAUCAAGUGCUCGCCCAGCCUGCAUGUGGACGAGAAAGAACGUAUGGAACUGUUGGAAGAAGCCAAGAAAAUGGAAAUGGCAAAGUUUCGCUACAUUCUCCCAGUCUAUGGCAUCUGUAAGGAGCCAGUGGGCUUGGUCAUGGAAUAUAUGGAGACGGGGUCACUGGAAAAGCUCCUGGCCUCUGAACCGCUGCCUUGGAAACUGCGCUUCCGAAUCAUCCACGAGACAGCUGUGGGCAUGAACUUUCUUCAUUGUAUGUCCCCACCCCUGCUACAUCUGGAUCUCAAGCCUGCAAACAUAUUACUUGAUGCUCAUUAUCAUGUUAAGAUUUCUGAUUUUGGAUUAGCCAAGUGCAACGGACUUUCUCAGUCUCACAAUCUCAGCAUGGAUGGACUUUGUGGCACCAUUGCAUACCUGCCUCCUGAACGCAUUAAAGAGAAGACCAGAUAUUUUGACACCAAGCAUGAUGUCUAUAGUUUUUCCAUUGUUAUCUGGGGAGUCCUCACACAGAAAAAGCCUUUUUCAGAAGAAAACAACAUUCUGCAUAUUAUGGUGAAAGUAGUUAAUGGUCACCGUCCAGAACUGCCAGCGCUCUCCAAAUCCAGUCCUCGUGCAUGCAAUCAUUUGAUCAAACUGAUGCAGAAGUGCUGGCAAGAUGACCCUAGCAAGAGACCAACAUUUCAAGAAAUCACUUCUGAGACAGAAGAUCUUUAUGAAAAACCGGAACAUGAAACUAAGGAGAUGAUAGUUGAAGAGGAUGCAAAGAAUACUCAGGUGUUGUACUCCAAGGAGAUGUCUGUGUUAUGCCAGCUAAAACAAGAGUCUGAUCCCACAUCAGUUAAGGAUUUUAGUCUCUCAGAGUUGUUGUCGCAGCUGGAUUCAGGAAUUUCACAGUCAGAAGAGCCUGAAGGGCUCAGCCGCAGUGCUUCUGAAUCCAGGCUGGCAUCCAGCGACAAGAGGCUUUCCGGAGUGUCCUCCGUGGAUUCGGCGUUUUCUUCACGAGGGUCCCUGUCACUCUCAUUUGAGAGAGAGAAUUCUGGAAGUGAUAUUGGCACAACUGAUAUCCAGAAGAGAAAGCUGACGGAGGCAAUCAUAUCUGGGGACACAGGCAAACUGAUGAAGAUCCUUCAGCCUCAGGAUGUUGAUCUUGUUUUAGAUGGGAACUCUAGCCUUCUGCAUUUGGCAGUUGAGUCAGGCCAAGAAGAAUGUGUCAAGUGGCUUCUCCUGUACAAUGCAAACCCCAAUAUGACCAACAAGAGAGGUUCUACUCCCCUCCAUGUAGCUAUAGAGAGAAAGAAUAAAAGCAUCGUGGAGCUGCUUCUGGCAAGGAAAAUUAAUGUGAAUGCGAAAGACGAGGACCAGUGGACGGCCCUUCACUUUGCUGCCCAGAAUGGGGAUGAGUUGAGCACCAGAAUGCUGCUGGAGAAGAAUUCCUUGCUGAAUGAGGUAGACUGUGAAGGGAGGGCUCCUGUCCACGUUGCCUGCCAGCAUGGCCAAGAGAACAUAGUGCGCAUCUUCCUGAGAAAAGGGGUUAACAUAGAUGUGAAAGGAAAGGAUGACUGGGUGCCUCUGCAUUAUGCUGCCUGGCAGGGUCACCUACCCAUUGUAAAACUUCUGGCCAAGCAGCCAGGAGUAAAUGUGAAUGUGCAGACAGUGGAUGGAAGAACGCCCCUGCACCUGGCAGCUCAGAGAGGGCAUUACAGAGUGGCCCGUAUACUUGUAGAGCUGCAGUCCGAUGUCAACAUCAGAAACGUGUUUCUUCACACUGCUCUCCACGUAGCUGCUGAAACUGGCCACACCAGUACUUCCAGGCUGCUUCUCAACCGAGGGGCAGAUGUUGAAGCGGCGACAGCAGAAGGGUACACAGCGCUCCACUUGGCAACUCGCAAUGGCCACUUAUCCACUGCCAAGCUCUUAAUCGAGGAAGGUGCUAAUGUCCGGGCUAGGGGCCCUUUGAACAGGACAGCUCUCCACCUUGCUGCUGAAAAUGGACACGCUGAAGUUGUACAGGAGCUGGCCAACUCAGAAAAUAUAAAUGACCCUGAUGAUGAGGGAUUGAUGGCUUUACAUCUUGCAGCAAAGGGUGGACACACACAUGCAGUUGAGGUUCUCUUAAAGCAUGGUGCCCUCACCAGUGCACAAAGCCUUGCGUUUCAGACCCCGUUGCAGCUGGCUAAGCAGUGUGGGAACAGUGCGGUUAUCAUGCUUCUCAGUGAGACCUAAGCAAACAGAUGCUGCUUGCUUAGGGUUAAUCUUUCCAGUGAGACUGUGGAAGCCUACCCUUGGGGAGGGUCCUGUUGGACUGCUACU
Euleptes europaea (tarantolino) is the source of this 2457-nucleotide messenger RNA. RefSeq names its product receptor interacting serine/threonine kinase 4 (gene RIPK4). The record is from RefSeq and is a predicted model, not a curated record. Gene Ontology annotation, biological process: protein phosphorylation. Bases 1 to 2370 code for a protein of 789 amino acids. NCBI's taxonomy places the organism in Eukaryota, Metazoa, Chordata, Lepidosauria, Squamata, Sphaerodactylidae. Gene Ontology annotation, molecular function: protein binding; protein kinase activity; ATP binding. The transcript is spliced from 8 exons.